Messenger RNA from Colossoma macropomum (tambaqui), 2405 nucleotides. It is a transcript of the gene papolg, whose product is annotated as poly(A) polymerase gamma. NCBI's taxonomy places the organism in Eukaryota, Metazoa, Chordata, Actinopteri, Characiformes, Serrasalmidae. Gene Ontology annotation, molecular function: RNA binding; poly(A) RNA polymerase activity. Bases 128 to 2362 code for a protein of 744 amino acids. The transcript is spliced from 22 exons. The record is from RefSeq and is a predicted model, not a curated record. Gene Ontology annotation, cellular component: nucleus.
CCAUAUUGGAGUAAAGCUAUUGUUAUAAGGAGAGAGAGAGAAGGAGCAAGAGGGGGGCUGCUGCUGGCUGAGUUCAUCUUUUCUACUGUUGCGAUCUAAAUAUACAGGGUCUUUUCUACGAAGGGUCAUGAAAGAAAUGUCAGCAGCCAGUAAUAAUAUGCUUAGUGGGCAGCAGCCUCAGAAACACUUUGGCAUCACGUCCUCAAUCAGCCUGGCCUUUCCCAGGGAGAUAGACCGCCUGUACACUCAGAAGCUCAUAGAGGCCAUGAAACCUUUUGGAGUGUUUGAGGAUGAAGAUGAGCUCAAUCACAGACUUGCAGUUCUUGGAAAACUUAAUUCAUUUGUUAAAGAGUGGAUUGCAGAAAUCAGUGAAUCAAAGAAUCUGCCACCUUCAGCUGUAGUGAAUGUUGGAGGCAAAAUCUUUACCUUUGGGUCUUACAGACUGGGAGUGCACACAAAAGGUGCUGAUAUAGAUGCUCUUUGUGUGGCACCUCGUCAUGUUGAGAGGAGUGACUUUUUCUCAUCUUUCUUUGAAAAACUGAAACAGCAUGAUGAGAUCAAGGACCUACGAGCUGUGGAAGAUGCCUUUGUACCAGUAAUCAAAUUUAAGUUCGAUGGGAUUGAGAUUGAUCUUCUUUUUGCAAGACUUGCUCUGCCGUCCAUCCCUGAUAACCUGGACCUUAGAGGAGACUCUCUGCUUAGAAACCUGGACAUAAGAUGUAUUCGCAGUCUAAACGGUUGCCGUGUUACUGAUGAGAUCCUGUACUUGGUUCCUGAUAAAGAGAACUUCAGACUUACCUUGAGAGCGAUCAAACUGUGGGCUAAGCGCCGUGGAAUCUACUCCAACAUGCUUGGUUUCCUUGGUGGUGUGUCCUGGGCCAUGCUGGUAGCUAGAACCUGUCAGCUUUACCCAAAUGCUGUGGCUGCCACCCUUGUGCACAAGUUCUUUCUUGUCUUCUCCAAAUGGGAGUGGCCAAACCCUGUGCUUUUAAAACAGCCUGAAGACAGCAACUUGAAUCUGCCAGUCUGGGACCCACGGGUAAACCCUUCAGACAGAUACCAUUUGAUGCCGAUCAUCACACCUGCAUACCCCCAACAGAAUUCCACCUAUAACGUCUCCACUUCCACACGCACUAUCAUGAGCGAGGAAUUCAAAUAUGGCCUUACAGUCACAGAUGAAAUCCUUCAGGGCAAAGCUGACUGGUCCAAGUUGUUUGAACCGCCAAACUUUUUCCAGAAGUACAAGCAUUAUAUUGUGCUCACUGCCAGUGCAUCCACUGAGGAGAAUCACUUGGAAUGGGUUGGUCUGGUAGAGUCUAAGAUCAGAGUUCUGGUUGGCAAUUUGGAGCGCAAUGAAUACAUCACACUUGCACACGUAAACCCGCAGUCUUUCCCAUGGUCGAAGGAGAGCCGCAGCGAGAAUGAGUUUGUGUCAAUGUGGUUCAUUGGAAUCAACUUCAAGAAACUGGAGAAUGCUGAUUGUGUGAACAUUGACCUAACCUAUGACAUCCAGUCCUUUACAGACACCGUCUAUAGGCAGGCCAGCAACAUUAACAUGUUGAAGGAUGGGAUGACCAUUGAAGCCACACACGUGAAGAAGAAGCAGCUACACCAGUACCUGCCUGCUGAAAUGGUGCACAGGGGCAAGAAGAAGAGCCUGGGAGACCUGAACCGCAGUUCUAACAGUGGGGGGUCAAAACGUUGUUCACUGGACGGCAGUCAGCUCGAUAGUUCCAGAGAUACGGAUACAGGCACCCCUUUCAGCUCACCCACCCCAGUCAGUAAAGCAUGCAAAUCAGCAUCCACCCCUGGUGACAGUAUUACCCCUCCCAAACCUCCGGCCCCACUGUAUGUGGAAUGCUCCCCAGUCUCUGAGUCUUCUCCUUCUGGGAAAGAGCUGGGAAUGUCCAUACCAGUUAUUGGAGCAACCACGGUAAAGUCCACUGCACCCCCUGUAGGCAGCACUAUUCCCACUGUGGUGGGCCGAAACGUCAUUCCACGUAUGAGCUCACCAAACGCCAGCCCGUCUGACCUGCCCAACGGCCUUAAUGGAGCUGCCCCUAAGAGACCCCACUCACCCUCAUUGGAGGAGCCACCCAAGAAACUCAAAGACACAGAGCAGACGUUCUCAGAUGAUUCUGCUUUUAAAGAACCAUACCCACCUUCUAGUAAUGGACAGGAUCAAGGAGACGGCCCUGCAGUGGAGGGUCCUGCAAUGACAAAACCUAUGCCCAUUCCAACUAUUGAUACAUCAAGGACACAGAGGCUGCCCAGUAAGGAGCUACCAGAUGCCUCCUCUCCCAUUCCCACAAGCAACUUGCGUGUCAUUAAGAACUCAAUCAGGCUCACUCUUAACCGAUAACAGUGAGCUCUCCGCAGGUAAUGUUGAGCGUGGCAGCCACUCC